UUCUUAAUUUCCAACAAGUACUCCUAGCUAAGUCACUACUCACAAGCUGAGAUAAAAAUGAAUAGGUCACAGCCACAACUUCAAUGGUUAUUUCUCAUGUUCUUGGUUUCACUGUUCUUCCAUUUCCAUACCUCUUAUAGUGAUGUUGGCACUGCAGCCCUGUAUUCUCCAUCAUAUUCCCCCACAGCGUGUUAUGGAAGCGAUGCAUCUCAGUUCCCAUCCAGCAACUUGUUCGCGGCAGCUGGUGAUGGAAUAUGGGACAAUGGUGCAGCUUGUGGGAGGCUGUAUUUGGUUAAGUGCAUCACUACUACUUCAACACCAUAUGCUUGUAAUCAAAACCAGACAAUUCAGAUCAAGAUUGUUGGUUAUAUUGGUCGAGCACCUUUUGCCCACUCAACUUAUAACGCCACCAUCGUUUUGUCCAACACAGCUUUUGGGACUAUUGCAAAUUCAUCAACUGGUUCUUCCUACAUCAAUAUAGAGUUUGAACGGGUUCAUGGUGAAGAUGUUGUUCCACUCGCUAGAGGUCCGGUCUCAUCCUCUGCCCCUAACCCCACCACCGAGGAUGCCGUUGGCCACUACCCCUGAUCAUGACUUCAUGAGAUGUGUAGUCCAGUUGGUGCAUAAAACAUCUUGUUGUAAUGCAGUUUCUCUAACUCUGCCCAAUGCUUUUGAUUUAAAACCUAUAAACACAUAUCUAUUCUAGUCUUUGUUUGUGCUUAAUGAAAUUUGUACUUAUAAAAAGAGAAUAUUUAGCAUUAUGUUC
Molecule: messenger RNA, 766 nt
Organism: Quercus robur (English oak)
Lineage: Eukaryota; Viridiplantae; Streptophyta; Magnoliopsida; Fagales; Fagaceae
Product: EG45-like domain containing protein
Exons: 2
Coding region: 58-588 (176 amino acids)
Source: RefSeq, a predicted model, not a curated record